GCCAGCAUCAAUAAGACAAACAUCUUCAUUUCAUUAACAGCAAAAAAUCGCCCAGGACAAAGUCCAGUUCCACCACCGAAAGGCAUACUGUAAUUGCUUAAAUGUACUGUGAUUAAAUGUUCUUGGCUAAAAUAUAAGAGAACUGAUAGAUUUACCCAUCCCAUUCAUUUAAUGAGUCUACUCUAAACAUAAUUAAAUCUGGAUCAAACCCAACGAAAACCAUGGCAACGAAUUGAUGAGCGAGACGGCUGUGCACCUGAAUGGGGCAACUAACACAAAAGCCAGGAGCGGAAAAGUCUGGGAAGCGAAACCCCAAAUCCGGUUCAUGAUUUGGACGUUGUCCGAAACACAUCUCUCCCCAUUUCUCUAAAGCAACCAACAAAUGCCAGUGAGUCCACAUCGCAGCAGCCACCGGUUAGGGGGCCUGGGAGGUUCUCCUGGCACCUACACUAUAUUCUUUCAGAUGCCAGGUGAACCUCCUUUUUAUUCUCUCAGUUAUUUAACAGUCUAUAAAUUUAAUUUUAACUUUGUUUGUUUUUUAAUUUAAAUGUCUUCCACUCUGAACUUCACAAAGUAAAUAACUGCCAGCCAAAAUAACUAUGAAAGCCAGGUUUAAAUCCCUUUGCCCUCAGGCUGCAUUAUGAUCAAGGGUAUGUCUAGAUCAGGCGAUGUCCCGGUGAUCGCCCUGAGAUCAUCCCUGCGUGACCACAUGAUGCACAGGGGAUCCCAGGCAGGGAGGGAUGAUCCCUCCUUUUACAGCUUUAAUCCUGACUUUUCCCGUGGUCUUGGGAUUGUCCUAAGAGCAUGGGACGUGUGGGCAGCUGUCCUGGUUUCUUCACGGCUCCUCGCGAAUAAACGUGAGGAGCCAUGAACCAGGCACAGAGCUCUUCAGGUGCUCCAUUCCCAUAAGGAUGGAGGGGAAGCAAGAUUUUUUUAAAAACAAACACCAACAACUAACUUUUUCAAUGCAGCGUUUGUACACUCAUUUUUGAUUAAAAACACACAUACAAAAAACAUAACAAAAAUGGCAGGGUCUGUUGUUCAGAGCCUGUGUCGUGGCAUAAGAAGUGGUGGCAGCAGUGGGAUCCGAAGUAGACUCUGUUCAUUUAUAGUGACAGAAGUCAAAAAGGAUUUUAUUUGUGAACAGGACAGAGGGUGGUUACUGUAAAGCACCUCAGAGGUCCUUAGCUGUGAAGGUUACAUAUUACCUAAGUCAGAGGUUGCGCUGAUACAAUUCUCUGACAGGAUAUUUUUGUCUGUGGUGAGAUACAUAUUAUAAAAUAUCAAGUUUACCACUCCUGACCUCAAUUGAAAACUCCCAGUACCAUUUUAUUCAUUAAGAUUGAGUCUCUGUCUGAUAAAAAAAGGAUAUCUUAGCAUUGAAGAAAGAUGCCCUUUCAGACAGAUGUAAACGUUUAAAUUUGCCAACUGAAGGAAAGUCAGUUGAUGAAAUGAAAUGGGCUCUUAUAGAACAUUACAGAGUUCAUGCUGCAGUUGAAACUGAGGAAAAUCCUCUGAGGCAAGUGCCUGUAGAAAUGUCUACUCAAUACAUUCAGCUAGAAAAGGAGAAAUUAGAACAACGAAAAGCUGAUAGACAACUUGAAUUAGAAAAGAUUAAACAGCAGGAGGAACAACAAGAAAGGCUGAGGGGAAAAGAUCGUGAGGCAGAAAUAAGAUUAAGAGAAAAAGAUCGAGAGCUGGAGCUAGAACGAAUUGCUUUAGAAAAGAGAAAAUUUGAGCGGGAAGAUCAGAGGAGAAUUGAGGAAGGGACUAGACCUCCCAAAUUAUCUCCUAAAGACUUUACUCCUUAUAUUGAGGGGCAAGAUCCCCAAAUUUUCUUCAAUACCUUUGAAAAGGCAGCCAUGAUGUGGGAAGUAAAGCCACAAGAUUACAUGAAGUUUAUCCCUAACUUGAUCAAGGGAGACCUGGCUGAAAUUUAUAACAGUUUUCCUGUAGGGGAAGCUUUAGAUUUUGCCUCAUUUAAAACAGCAGUUUAUAAAAGAUUUCACUAUGGGCCUGAGUAUUUCCAGAAGAAAUUUAGAAGCCUUAAUGAUGUGUCAUCCAAAUCUUUUGUGGAGUCGGGACACAAGUUAGUAGAUCAUUUUGAGAAAUGGAUCACCUGCACUGAGGUGAAAACCAAACAAGAUUUAGUUGAUCUGAUGAUUAAAGAUCAAUUAAUUUUUCAAAUCCCUCAAGAUAUAAGAUUGCUGGUGAGAGAUAGAGACCCAAAAACUUAUCAAGAUGCAGCUUCCCUGGCUGAUCAAUUUUCCUUAAACCGGGGCUAUCAUAUGACCAGCAAGUCUACUAAAGAAAAUAAUAUUAAACCAGGGGAUAAACAUAAUGGGGAUAAAAAGUAAGCUGAGGUAAAUAAAAAUCAGUUGCCAACAGAAAAGGUGGGAAACACCACCAAACCUCUGUUUGGAAAAACAGACCUCACAUGUCAUCAUUGUGGGUUAGUGGGGCAUAUUAGACCACAAUGUCCCAGGCGGAGAUAAGAGAAAGAGAAAAGUACCUCAGUAAGGAGAGUGGAUAUAAAUAAAGAUGCUGAACAUCCCCAAAGUUCCCAGUGUUACACAUUAGUGUGGGGAGAAAUGAAAGAAUCAAAUCAAUCUUUGUGGGAAGAUGUUUUAAUAAAUGGAAGAAAGCAUAAAGCUAUUCUAGAUACUGGAGCUCGUGUAUCUCUGAUUAGAGCAGACCUUGUGAUGAGCGAGGAGAUUAUUCCUCACAGAAAAAUUAACAUCAAACCUGUGACAGGGCCCAUAAUUGAAAUUCCUGUAGCCGAGAUGGAAGUUACAUGGAGGCGAGUCACAGGGAAAUGUAUUUUGGGUGUUAAUUCCUGUCAGGAGGAACCUCUAAUCCUAGGUACUGAUAUCAUGGGGUUAGAAGGUAGAAAAGUUUUUAUUAUUACACGCUCACAAGCAGCAGUGGAGGGCUUGUCAGACAACUGUAGCGAAUCUGGAGAGGCUGAGUGAAUGGGAGAAUGUUAGAAGCAGUCAAAGAAAAGUUUAUUCUGGCCUCAGAUGCUUCAGAAGUCAGAGAUAGAGCAGAACUGUGGCAGACAGGGGACGAUGUGAUCCAUCCCGUGGCCUACUACAGCAGAAAGUUGACAGAGAGAGAGAGAGAAGCUGUUCUGCUGUCCAAGAGAAGUGUCUGGCCAUCGUUUGGGCUGUGGACAGGGUCGAACCGUGCUUGUCAAGAUGGUGGUUCAUCUGGCAAGCAGGUCAUCAGGCGCUGUUGUGGCUGCAACCCAUAGAAAGCCACAACCAACUUUUGCAGCAGUGGUCGUGGUGGAUCCGGAGCUUCAACGCAGAGAUCCAGCAUGUGGCAGGUCGGGAGAACAUCAUCGCGGAUGGACUGUCUCGCCAGGAAUUGUCCAGUUCACCAGUAAAGUGAGACUUUGUUGUGGACAUUGUGAUGCUCCUGGACUUUAAAAAUUGGAGCCAAAAAGUGGACUAAUAAAAAUGUGGUUCAUUUAACUUGUUGAUGUUUAAAAAGCUUUGUAUGUGUAUAUAUAUUGAUAUUGCUAUUAAUUGUAUAUAUAAAUGUUUAACCAUUUUAUUUCCCCAAACCCUA
Elgaria multicarinata webbii is the source of this 3573-nucleotide messenger RNA. RefSeq lists its product as uncharacterized. NCBI's taxonomy places the organism in Eukaryota, Metazoa, Chordata, Lepidosauria, Squamata, Anguidae. The record is from RefSeq and is a predicted model, not a curated record. Bases 1452 to 2357 code for a protein of 301 amino acids. The transcript is spliced from 2 exons.